GUAUGCUCGCUUGAGUCGGUUGCAGGUGGGUCCGUCCCCUUAAGUUUUUCCCAUCUAGCGUUAGUGAUAUUUUCAAGCAUUUAGCCUACUCAAGAACCCCCUUUGAAACAAGCGAACCCCCUUUGAAACAAGCGAACCCCCUUUGAAACAAGCUACUGUAACAACGUUGUCACCCGCAGUAUUUCGGAUGGAAUCGCGAUUCAAACAGUACCAUCUGCUAACUGAAAAUAUGCCCCCAAAAACGUAAAUAAGCUUUACAUCUAUUUAGGGAGAAAUGGCUAAUUCAAAAGAAGGCUAGCCAAACUUGACUGAGGGAGGGGAUUGUUUUUAAGCGCCGGAAAUGAGAAUGUUUCUUUUGACAUAAAGUUUAGGCUGUGGCACUGAAGCCAGCGACGCACCACACAAGCUUGAGUUUAAAUACAUUCUUUAAUGUGACAUUACUUACUGUACAUGCAAGUCUUGAUUUGCUUAAAUGUACAUGUAUGCUGCUAGUAGUACACCACGGCACGAUACGAUACUCGCUGUGCAACAGCACAUCAAUCCACGCGUCGUUGCUAACGUGUGCUGACGUGGUGACGUAGCUAGCACUGAUUACCCUUCGUUGACUAAAGGCACUUUUUGCCACAAAAACGUUGUAACCUCCUAAACCGUGCAACGGAACGUAAAUUAAAAUACAAGCAACGCAAUCGAGACCAAGACAACAUUUUGACACAGGCGUUGUCUAUGUAGUCCAUAUAUUUACUGAUCCUUAGGGGGGCGAAAAUAAACAAUAAUAUAUAUGUAAGAGAACAAUGGUGAGGCGUUAGCACACCCAACUUCAAGAAGUUCCUCUGCUUUACUCGCUUCAUGCUCUGGGUCAGCAGGUCCUGCUUCCACAUCGUCAAGCUAAAAUGUCUCUCACCAACUCCCUAGAAAGUUCAUGAAGAUCCUCCAUCGUCUCUAUCCAGGCACUCUACUUCAGACCAACGCAAUGUAUCAGACUAGAUUCGCGCUAGCCCCACCCACUGACUUUGAUGGGCGAGUUUGACAGAUAACACAAUAGGGGAUUAUCACGCUUCCGGGUUUCAUGGGCGGGAUUUGUCAACUUUGUGCAUGUCCACUUCCGGCGCAGUUCAACAAUGGCUGAAACGAAGGCUAGAUGUCACUGCUCUGUUCCACUUUGUAAAUCGAACAAACAACGCCAACCCUACUUAAGUUUCCAUGGAUUCCCGACUGAAUUGAGUCUAAGGAAGAAGUGGAUUAAAGCGGUUCGCCGGGAUGAGGGGCCAAACUUUAAAAUAAAACAAGGUAGCACGUUUGUUUGUAGCCGGCACUUUAGUGAAUCAGACUACACUAACGCUACAGGUAGUGCUAGCAGGCUAGCGUUAGCUGACGUGGCUAACUUUACCAACCGAGGUCGCAUCAAGCGUCUGCAAAUCGGUUCUGUGCCCUCCCGUUUCCAGUGGAACAACUGGGGACUGCCAAGAAGGGAGUCUGCUUAUAAAAGAGCAUCAACUCGCUUAGGCCAUGACGUUUGUCCAGCCCUUCCUCUGGAGCAGCCCCUACCAUGUGAGGAAGAGGCGAUGGAGGAGGUCGCAGCUUCGGUGGUGAUGACAGAACAUGAUUACGGUUCUGCUCUUAAACCAGGUGCACUGGAUGCUGCUGCUGCACACAUACAGCAACUGGAAGACAAAAUCAAGGAGCUGACAACAGAGCUGUCACAGCUGAAAGUGGGUGAAGUGCAUUUUCACCGAUUUUGUGUCUCAGACAAGGACAUCCUUUUUUUACACAAGAUUCACGUCAAGAUAUGUUUUUUGUCACUUCUGGGAGGCAAUUCAACCAUCUGCCUCCAUGGUGGUUUAUUGGUCGAAAGCUCAGAAAAAGGGACAAACAUUUGAACCCAUUUCUCCCAGUCCAACGCGUAGGCUGCAACUGGUUGAUGAGUUUUUUCUUUUCUGCUGCAGAGUUGCUGCAGGCCUGCAAGAGAAGGUGCUGGCUGACAUGUUUCAGGUCAGUGUGUCCACUGUCUCCCGUGUUGUUAUAACGUGGGCCAACUACCUUUACCUGCUCCUUGGCUCCCUUCCCAUCUGGAUGAGUAAACAGCAAGUCAAGAACACCAUGCCAAGCAAAUUUGUGCAGUACAGUCCAGAUGUUCGGGUAAUCAUCGACUGCACCGAGGUGCGAUGCCAGAAUCCAUCAUCCCUCACUCUCCAGUCUGAGGUUUUCUCAUCGUACAAAAACACGACAACCUUGAAGGGAUUAAUUGGGAUUGCCCCAUGUAGUGCUGUGACUUUUGUGUCAAGUCUCUUCACCGGCUCCAUCUCUGACCGAGAGCUGACUGAACAAAGUGGACUGCUGGACUUACUGGAGCCAGGAGAUGGCUGCAUGGCAGACAAGGGUUUCACCAUCGAGAAGCUGCUAGCUGACCGUGGGGCAAUGCUGAUUAUACCACCCUUCAAGAUGACAGCGCAGUUCACCAAAGAGGAUGCUCUAAAAACACAAGCAAUCGCCCGACUUCGAAUCCUCGUGGAAAGAGCAAUACGCAGAGUCAAGGAAUAUCGCAUCUGGGAACACACUCUCCCUCUAACCUUGUCUGGGACAGUCAACCAGCUGUGGACCGUCUGCUGUGUGAUGACCAACUUCCAGGGACCACUUGAUUUAAAAGGCUACAUCCCUGUUGAAUAGUGUUUCCCCCGAUCACAUGCAUUCAACUGUAUACUGAAUACAUUGUAUAUAUUGAAUGAGAUGUAUAUAAUGAAUGAGAAGUCAUUCAUCUAUAAUCAAUUGUAAAGGUCAGUCCAUCCUGAAAGUAUUCAAAUAAUGUA
Molecule: messenger RNA, 2804 nt
Organism: Osmerus eperlanus (European smelt)
Lineage: Eukaryota; Metazoa; Chordata; Actinopteri; Osmeriformes; Osmeridae
Exons: 3
Coding region: 1831-2664 (277 amino acids)
Source: RefSeq, a predicted model, not a curated record